Messenger RNA from Owenia fusiformis, 2157 nucleotides. The record is from the annotation of a GenBank genome assembly. NCBI's taxonomy places the organism in Eukaryota, Metazoa, Annelida, Polychaeta, Sabellida, Oweniidae.
UGGACUUCCAAUACAUCCAGAGCCAUACCAGCGGAGCAAUGAAGACGUCCUUGGCGUUUCUAUUCUUUAUAGGGCUUGCUUUUGCAGCCGAAGACCACAAGGGCACGCGCUUUAUCGUGUCGUUCAUGGCCCAGUUCCGUAACUCUGUAGCUGGUUUUAAUGAACUUGUGAUCACCGCAUCUAGACAAACUACUGUACGUAUCCAGGCACCUAUUUCGAAUCUCGAUCAACAAUUUGUCCUGGACGCAGGAGAAGUCAGAAGAGUCCGAUUGGAUGGGAAUAUACGCAUGCUGUUCAACAGAGCCGAACGAAAGGGCGUCUUGAUCACUUCCAAUUUUGAAGUCAGCGUAUAUUGCAAUAAUGCUGGAAUUGCUGGUGAAUCAUUCUUGGCACUCCCGGUCUCUGAUUUUAACGCCACUGUCCCACAAGAAUUCAUUGUUCCAUCAUAUACUGCGCUAAGUAUCACCUACUCCCUCAUUGGUAUCGCAGCACAAGAAGAAAACACAAAUGUCCGAAUUGUUCCCCCUCUGCCAGAUGGUGGACAUGACUUUGCAAAUGCACAAAAUCUUGUGAUGACAGAAUACGACACAUAUCAGCUGGCCAUACGAGGAGGCGACACAACUGGCUAUCUUGUAACAUCGGACAAACCGGUUGCAGUAUACGGUGGUGCUACGUGCGUGUUUGUGCCUACUACUGUUCAAUAUUGCGAUCAUAUCGUAGAGCAGAUACCUCCAAUAUACACCUGGGGCGAGUACUUUGCCACAGCGCCAAUUCAGCCACGUCGGGCAGGAGAUGUUUACAGAGUGAUUGCAUCAGAAAAUGAUACAUCAAUCACUGCCUUUAAUUAUGGAACAAGAAGGGGUCUGAACAGAGGGCAAUUCUUUGAGUUUGAAAGAAGGUCCAAUGACUUCAACUACUUUAUCUGCUCCAAGCCUUGUCUUAUUGCCCAAUACAACAAAGGUAUUUCUGCCGACAAUCUUCGCGGUGGGACGGAUCCAUUCAUGAUGAUUGUGCCACCUGUAAAACAGUACACUGGUCCACUCAUAUUUACGACAUUCAGAAACCGCGUCGAACGAGAUUAUGCCAACUAUUUGGCAGUCAUAGCAUCCUUACAAGUCGCAGGAGGACUGACUAUCAAUGGCCAAAUCAUCCCUGGAAGAUUAUGGAGUCAAAUUCCGGGAACCAACUAUACAACUCUUAUGUUAAGCGGACUCUUGUACCGAACAUACAGAAUUGAUCACUGGGCGCCAAAUGUGGAGUUUACGGCAUUCUCCUACGGACACCAGGGUGUUGAAUCAUACGGUCACCCAGUAGGAAUGGGGUUGAAGUCCAACUUAGUCGAGGAGCUCCCAACACCACCACCAACCACACCAGAACCGACCCGACCAUCUGAAGGCCCAUUCGCUGAAAAGUGUGAUUGUACCAUUCGACGUGAGGCAAAUAGAACGGCAGGGGAAAGUGAGCCUACCGAGAUAUUGUAUCAGCUGGACCCAAUAUGGUAUAAUAACACCAAGGGAAGGUGCUAUGGAUGUGAAGAAGUAAUGAACGAUUGCAGAAUGCAGUGUGAUACUCAAAUGCGUAACCUCUACGGAACACAGGGCUUGAAUCAAUCAAUCGCAGUUAAUGGGACAUCCGGGGUGCGAUACAGACCUCUCGGGCAGGUUUUGUGUGAAGAAUAUUUGAGGACCCUCUCACCCCCUGGUUUACGCCUGAUGGCUUAUUAUGAUCCUGGCACAUGUGGUGAACUUUUCCAUACUUUUGUAGCCCCACAAGCUCUGUGUUGUCAGGAGGUUGAUAUUCCAGAAAUUGGCUUUGUUGUUGUAUGGGACGCGCAGUGCGACUCGGAUGUUGAAUGGCCAACAAAUUACCCAGUAAAGGGGUACGACCUUUAAUAGACAAGGCAUCUUCAAGCUUAACAGAAGAGUUAAACAGCUAUGUAGCAAGAACUGAUUCACUUUUUAAUUUGCUUAGAAAAUAAGUUGAUAUUACUUUACAUAGAAUUAAUGAUGGAAUCUUUUCCAUUGCAUACUGAAUAAAGACGUUAAUCUUUCGAUCAUGCCUGUAUCUAUGUUCAGUUUUGACAACGGAACAAGAUGACAUGAAAUAAGAUUUUGGCAAAAGUACAAGAAAGGGGUACGAGAGAUAAGAAAAAUAAAG